UGUUCCAAUAUAAUAACCUCUCAAUUGCGGACGAUUUCUUCUCUCCUUUUCUUAAUCACACAUGAAAAAACCAAGCAAUUCCCUCAAAACCCCCCAUUUCCCACCCAUUUUCCCUUUUCAAAACCCUAAUUUUCGCCCCCAAUUCGUUGUUUUCCGGAUACCUCACCGGUUUUCUCUUCCGAUGAUGCCCAAUAUCUGAGAAAAACACCUUCCAUUGCAUCCUUCUUUCUCCUUUUCUAUUCAAUCGGAACCCGAAUUCGAGGAUCUGAUGGACUUCCAAGAAAGAGAUUCCUCCAUGGCCAUUUCCAGGGCCUCGAAUUCGUAUAUCAAUGCCCUUUCCUUGACUCAUUCUGCUUGGUUCGAGGUCCGGCUUUUUUAUGUUCGAAUUUCUCCCUGUGUCAUUGCUAGCGUUCCUGACCAUCUUAAUUUACGCCACCUUCGACGCGAAAUUGGUGUUUCCCUCGAGAUUAAUGGGUCUCAAAUUCCAGCCUCCGACUCCGCUUCUAUUGCCCUUCGUCGUGAUCGGCUCAACAAGGAAUCCUCUGAGGUUACCUAUGUUAGCACUGACAGCAUCCGGGUCUCGGGCGGUGUGGAGUUUGAGGUGUAUGAGAAUGAGGAUUUGAUUCUCUGUGGCUCUUUGGAACGAAUCGAGGCCAAUUGGAUUAAUGGGAGCGUUGGAUUGGAGAACAAUUCGAAGAAGACAGGUUGGACCAUGGAAUGUUUUAUGGCUGCGUCCAUGUGUUCGGGUUCCUCGGCCUUUUUCCAGCCUAAGCUUGGGGUUUCCUCCCCGGCAAUUGAGGUUUAUAUUGCUGGUUGUUGUUCCGGUAUGCCAGUGAUCUUGACGCAGACAAUUCAGGUUAGUCCGCGGCGGAGGAACUUGAGGCAAGGUGUCCUGGAUGCAAUUCCCGAGGAUGAAGAAGUUGGAAAGGAGGAGAAUGGAAGUAAUGGGUUGAUUCGGCACCAGAAAGUGCAGAUGCUAGAGUCUGAAGUUGAUGAUUAUGACCCAGAUGGUAAAAUGGGGCAUGGUUUCUAUGGUGAUGAUGUUUACACCGGCGAAGAUGGGCAGCUCUCAUGGUUUAAUGCAGGUGUCAGAGUGGGUGUUGGUAUUGGUCUUGGAGUGUGCCUUGGAGUUGGAAUCGGGGUUGGCUUGCUCAUGCGUUCAUACCAAACCACAACAAGACAUUUUAGACGACGGUUUAUGUAAUUAGGAUAUUGUUACUUGGGAAUCUGGAGAUUGUUAUACUAGUGAAUAGACAAUAAAGGGGAAGAGAUUUUCGGGUUCCCAAUCGUCAAGCCUGCACAUAACAUACAAUAAUGCAGGUGAGGAAGCAUUAAGUUGUUAGGAUUUUGAACGGAAUCAAGAAGUCAGUGACAGCCACUCAAGGAAGUUGAACGUUAACUUCUUCUGUAGGCAGGAUGAAAGCUGUACAGUCGCCCCUUUUUGUUCUUUUCUCUACAUGAAGCACUCUCUCUCAGGCAGCAGAGACCUUCUUGCUCAGUUUCAUGGCUACUUACUUUUCUAUGACUAUGAUGUUUCUUUACAUAAAUUGCAGGGCUCGUGUUGGUGCUUAUCCUUGAUCGAUGUAGCCUUUCAUCAAAGGGGUAGCAACGGAACACAAUCCUGCAGCAAAAAAGAAUUUCCUAGGACAGAAUAAGCUUGUGUGAGGUUUGAUUUCGUCGUGAAGAGUAUCUACUUUUCUUUACUGAUGCUGUAUAGGAUACUGCCCUUUUUUAUUCACUCCUUUUCGUUGGGGGUUAAAUCACAAAUAUAGUCGCUUUACAUUGUCAUUUUUUUUCCUAUACUUUAAUCUGCUUCGAUUUAGUCUCAGUAGUUUUGUAAAUAUAUUAGUUUAAGGCCCCAUUUGAUAAUCAUUUGACUUUUGAAAAUUAAUCUCAUAAACACUACUUCCACCUAUAAGUUUCUUUGGUUUGUUAUUUACGUCUACUAAUGUUUUAAAAAACAAAGCUAAGUUUUGAAACCUUAAAAAAAAGGUGUAAUUUUUAUAAACUGUUUUUGGAAUUUAAAGGAAAGGUGAAAACUAUAGUAAGUAGAUUAUGAGGAAACAAACAUAAAUCUUUGAAACAUAAAACUAAAAAUGAAAUCGUUAUCCAAUGGGGCUUAGUUUCUGAAGUUGAUUAUCCAGUUAAAUAGUAUUGUAAAGUUGACAUAGUACAGAUGGGGAGCUGCCCUGACAUUUUCAUAUGUCGUACAGUUACGCAAUAAAGUUCCCAUAGAAUGAUGUCAUUCGAUGCUAUUUAACUGGAUAGUUAGAUUUGGAGACGAAAUUAAUAUUUUUGCAGAAGUACAAGAACUAACGCGAAGCACAUGAAAAGACAAGAUGAAAAUGUUCAAAUGACAAAGUACUAGUACUAGAGUUACAUUUUUUCCCCCCCUCUGUUUGAAUUGUUCUGUCCAAAAAUUUUCUUACCUUUCAUGGAGUGUAAAUUACUUUCUUGUAGCAACUUUCUCUGGAUGAGUUCUUUGAAUGUGAUUAUGCAUCAAUCUCAGGCAGCGCCUUGAGCUAAUUUCAUUAGCA
This is a messenger RNA of Benincasa hispida (wax gourd), 2537 nucleotides long. RefSeq names its product Erythronate-4-phosphate dehydrogenase family protein. NCBI's taxonomy places the organism in Eukaryota, Viridiplantae, Streptophyta, Magnoliopsida, Cucurbitales, Cucurbitaceae. The record is from RefSeq and is a predicted model, not a curated record.